Messenger RNA from Diatraea saccharalis (sugarcane borer), 949 nucleotides. The record is from the annotation of a GenBank genome assembly. NCBI's taxonomy places the organism in Eukaryota, Metazoa, Arthropoda, Insecta, Lepidoptera, Crambidae.
AUAAACAUAAACUACAGAAUAAGUUUAAAAAUGUGUUAGUAGAAACAUUAAAAAUAAACAGAUUCGGAUCAAGAUAAAAAUUAAAACAUGUCUUUGCCCAUCGUUUAUGGAAGAGCGUUAGUUCUAAUCGUAGCAUUUGCCAUAACAUCGAAGUAUUACUACGAUAACUAUUACCAGAAAAAACGGAAAAGUAUGCGGAAAGAAAUACAUGAAGUUAUUAUGUUCUCGCAUGGCACAAAAGUGAUUAAAAAAAGUAAAUACUCAAAAUGUAUGAUAACAGAGAGUAUGGACAGAUUGUUGUACUAUUUGAACUCACCAAAAUACUCUUUAGAUAUAUGUAUGUACGUAUUCACCAAUAUAGAUUUGGCCAAUGCUAUCAUGAAACUUCAUUAUAAAGGUGUUCAUAUAAGAAUGAUAAUUGAUGCUGACAUGGCCUAUUCUAAUGGUUCAAAUGUUUGGAGAUUUGAGAAGCUAGGAGUACCUGUACGAUGGAUGAAGUCAACAAACUUGAUGCAUCACAAAUUCUGCUUGAUCGAUACACAUUCUGAAGAUUCUAUCGCUACACCUUUAGUAAUAGGAGGGUCGUUGAAUUGGACAAAUCAAGCUUUGCAUGGCAAUUGGGAAGAUGUCUUUGUUACAUCCCAAAAAGAAAUUGUUUCUCAAUAUAAAGCUGAAUUUGAAAGACUUUGGAGUAUGUUUAGGCCUGUGGUAGAAUUAAUUUAAUUGACUUUAUUAAAUGUGAUAGCAGUUGUAUUACCAACUAAAAAAUGAUUGUAAACAUAAAAAUAUCAAUACUAAUUAAUAUCUUUGACGGUAACACGGUUGAAUGAUAGUGAUAAUACUCCUUAAGUGAUUAUUGUAUUAUAGUUUAUAAGUUUAAAUUUAAGAUUUCUGUAUGACAGAUAACUGUUAUCUACAUAGGUACAUAAGCCUUGUAAUUAAGGUUGCU